Messenger RNA from Moneuplotes crassus, 2455 nucleotides. Lineage: Eukaryota; Ciliophora; Spirotrichea; Euplotida; Euplotidae. The record is from the annotation of a GenBank genome assembly.
UGAAAUGAAUAGCAAAGACAGUUCCAUUCCCAAUUGUCAGCCUUCUUUGGAAGUUGGCGGAAUAAGAGAGAGAACAAAUCAUCAGAGUCAUGAAAAGUUGAUCCGAGCAGAGAUAGAUAAAUUUAUUGGCCUAAAUCGAUUUGGAACCUCCACAUCUAGCAUGGCAGAUUUAGACUCAAGCUUAUUGAAAUUUGAAGAAAACCCAGAGUUUUGAAAGAUUAGGUUUAAAUAAAAAUCCUCCAAACGUAACAAAAUCGUCUAAGAUUCAAAAUUCUUUGAAAAAUCAGAAAUAAAUUAAAAGCCAAAUGCAGGAAGGCAAUGAAGGUCUCUUCCAAUUGUAAAUUCGGCAAUGACCUUUAGAUACUCACAAGGUGUGAACCAGAAUAUCCUGGACUGGUGCUAUUUUAUCUAAUUAUUUUCGCUCUUUUCUUUUUAUUCUGGUCUUAGAGCUGCCCAAGUAUUGGCAGGAUUUAGUUUUGAAUUCUUUUCAGUUCUAAGUUUAGAAAAUAAAAGCUUAAAAGUUAUUACUUUUAUAGUCAAAAGAUUCGAAGAAGUUGCAUUACAAUCUCAAAAUGAAAGGAAAGACAUUAACCAGAGUUACCAGGAAUAAUUCAGCUCAGCAAUCGGCUAACCAAGAUUUGAAAAAUAUCAAAGCUCCAUUUGGCUUUAGGAAAGACAGUUCAACUGUUCUUCAAAAAUAGAAGAGAAGUAGAUCUACAAAAUCCUAACUGCACAAAUAUCAAAAUUGAAACUGAAUUCGCAGUCAAUUUUACUCCAGAGGUUGAUAAGGGUACUAGGGUAACAGUGGAAGAUAUCGAUAGCUUCCAAUUGGCUCCGAAUAAAGAUUCAAGAGAUACCAAACUGAACCCUUAUACUCACAUGGAAACAGACCCGAUCAAUUGUUUUUCAACCCAAAAAGUUAGCCAAAAGAAAAGCACUAAAAAUUACUCCAAGAUAUACAACUAUAAUGAUAAAUAAAUCGAAAUCGAGGUCAAAAUCUGGAUCAAAAGAACACUCAAUGAGGUUUUCAGCAGAUAAACUCAAGUUUGUGUCUGGAGGAGGUUUGAAGUACUCUUCAUUGUCUUCCAAAAGGAGGAUGACAAAAUAAAGGAUUAGAGAUAGCAUGUCUCAUUCCGGCUCCCAAAUAAAACUUUUAAAUUUGAGAAACUUCAGAGUGAAGAAAAUAAAUUUAUCCGCCAUAAAAAUAAUUAUGUGUCAACAUUUUCACCAACAGAGAUCCAGGACAUCAUUCACAAAAGGAAUCUUGAGAAACUCCAGUUUAAUUCAAAAACGAUUUCCCUCAACAAGUUGAGUAAAAUAAAUGGCAACAAGACUAGGUAUAGUAGGAAGACUCUGUGUCAGCUUCGAGAAGCUAAGUUAAGAGCUGCAAAUAAUGGAAAUGAUAGUUACAUUAAAAUAAAGGAAACUUCUAUAGCUGGAGAUGCCUUUGAGCUCAAACCUAAAAAGAAGAGAACUAUAAAGUCUGCCGUUCAUAAGAAAGUGCCCAUUAAGAUAUUGGCCAAUUCAUUAACGAAUUUUCAAAUUCUGCAGGAAGAGAAAAACAGUCAAUGCAGAUUUAUUAGUUGUAAUCAAAACCAAGCUGGGCAUAAGUUAAUUGUAUCUGGAGAAUCUUGAGACAUAGAUCAGCUUAAGACUGUAUCUAAUAGGAAUAACGACAACAUUUUGGUGUAUGCUAAGAAGAGAAGAAGUGCAAGUAGUAAGAUCCAGAAUUCUGGUUCCAUACCUAAGUCUAAUAAGAAUCAUUAUUGUGCUCAAGGCCAAAUUACAACUUCAAGCCAAAAUGAGAACCCUCUAGACGAAGACCUUGGGCAGAGCACUAUCGUGACAAAAGACAGCAUUCCUCGAUUACUGCCUAAUUACCAAGCUAUUGAUUUCAAACAGUCGAUUGACCAAAAGCUCAUUCAUGACAGUGUAGCUUCAGCCCAGUCUAAAUCCUUUGAAUUCAAUACAAGUAGAUCGGUGGAUGAAAGUGAAGUUGCCAUCAAGCCUAGACCUACUAUAAAAUGCGAAAUUAAGACAAUUCUGAACCCUGAAAACUCAACUAUGAACUUCAACUCCUCAAGAGUAGAUAUAGCCGAAACCAAACAUGGCAAGGCUAAAAAGAAGGCCAGUAGGAAGCGAAAGAAGAUAUUGCCAAAGUUUGGCUCCUCAUCGAAAUUGGGUUUGAAUUCUGCCAAACAGCUUUAAGAAGCAGCUUAAGAGAGAAACACCCAAAGUUCAAAAAUUUUCACCUGUUCAAAUAAAAGAAAUGAAGCCUGACUUUCAUAUAGCUGCUAUGAAGGUCAAGAAGAUUUAUAUGCCUUUCCAGAAGUUACCAGAGAGAAUGAGGAACUUAAGAGAAGAAGCUUUUAGGAGUGUCAAGGUAAAAAGAAAAAGGCCAUUUAGUUCUUACACAACCAAAUAAAAUGUUUGUAUCCCUCAAAUAAUCAUAUUG